Messenger RNA from Porites lobata, 15656 nucleotides. Lineage: Eukaryota; Metazoa; Cnidaria; Anthozoa; Scleractinia; Poritidae. The record is from the annotation of a GenBank genome assembly.
AGGCGUUGAAGUGGUUACGGAGCUGGGCCUAUCCCAGUCUCACAAAGCGGAAACCUUGUAUUCUCUCGUCAUCCUCCAAAAGAGCUUACGUAUUUCAUGGUAUUUGCGCAUCCAAACGUGAAAUGAAAGGCAACUUUAUACGCAAAUGAGUAGUUAUUGAAAUUUAAGGAAUCUUUCGGCUUUAGAUCACAAUGUAGUCAAUGCAUUGAUAUCCUACAGACAUCUGGGAGUAAAAUUAAGAGCUAUUUCCACCGAUCGACUCGAACAUUUGAACACAAAGAUGGCCAAAAAUUUGGGACUUUUGAAUCCCGCUCUCACUGGAAGUACUAUCAGCCUUGAUCGACGAAGCAACUCAAGUUUAAACGUUAUUGACAAUGCAAUGUAUACCGAUGUAGAUUCGGGGAAUCCUUACAACACACUGCAACGCAAUGACAACCAUCAAGUUAAUCCAAGGCCAAAAAGAACUCAAAAUGCUGUAUAUGAUAACAUUAAUAGCCCCAAAGAAGUGGGGCAAAAUCAGUCAAGGACUUCUCAAACACCGAAGAAACCCGGUCGCGCGAGACAAAGGAAAAAUGGAAGAAUAUUUCGCGUUGUAUUGAUGUUUCUGAUUGUUCUUGUGGCUAUCAUAGCUUUACUGCUUGUUCUUCUGUUGAUGAUGGGGAAAGUUGGUCCAAAAUGUCGCUGCCGUACUUCAAAUUCAGGUGAGAAAGUAUUUUUUGCUCGUUAUUUUUAUCAGAUUUUGGUACAUGUAUCUUGAGAGCGAGCUGGCAAUGUUUAUCGCGGCAAGGGAUAACGUGUACUUGAAUGCAAAUUUAAAUUCAGCUGAUAUAUUGACUGUUAAACAUUUUGCCUUCAAAUAACAUAAUUUUAAUUCCCUUUUUAAUUAUUGAUUCUACUCGUAUAUAAAUGGAAAAGUAACGCGCCCGUUGUUUUAGUUUCGACUUUCCGUUCUCGGCAAUUUUUUGGAAAUUACCGUGUCAUAGACUGUCGUAUUGAUUUAUGUCGUGAAAACAUUUCCAGAAGAUUCUAACUAAGCUUUGUGUCAAACGUACUCCAGAAUGAAAAUAAAUAGAAUGAAAAGUAGAAAUUGCUUGUCUAGGCAAGAAACCUCAAAGAGUAGUGCAAGAAGAAAUAAAAGGAGUACUUGAGAAUUAGCUGAGUGUUGAUAAAGUGGAUACAAACAUAACUGGCGAGUGCCCUUUGACGGUUCCAAUCUUCCAAAAGAGUACAGCUCAUGCCGCAGCAGAACAUUACGGCAUUCGCAAUCGCCUGCCCCAAUUUUCCCGUGCAUGAGAAGUAGAAGUGAAAUUAGAAGCUAUUAGAAGACCAAGCAGCGUUGAGACCAGAAUUAAACUCUUCUCAGUAUAUAUACUGAAAAUUUUCCUGUGACUUUUCAGGGAUUCGCAUUGAAGCUAAAGCUCGGUUAAGAUAUUCUAAAAUGGUCAUGGGCAGAUUCUCAAUUUAGCUAUUCCCUGACUCGGGCGGCAGUGAAAUGCGGCACGACCAAAAUUCGAAAAAAUCUUUGACACGUUCAGUUGUACAUGGACCUUGUUUUCGCUUAAAAGUGAUUAGGAAAUCAGGGCUUUACUGCCAUUAACGAUCGACUUUUGUCAAAUGACUGCCAAAAGGAUGCUCCGUUCAAGCUACGUUUAUCGCGCCAAUAGUUUGCUUCUUGCUAUAAAAACCAUAUUCGAAGAGUCAGCGGUUAAAUCCGAAAUUUCGCCAUCAUUUUAUUUUACAUAAGCGAUUGACCCUCCCAAAAGCCUUUAAAAAUUAUAUAUAUAACAAAAUUUUCGACAUUCAAAACGGCUGUAAAUCAAUCAAAAAAGUUUCCUGCCCCCGAUCACUAGUGUUUGGUCUGGCUACGGCAAAAUAUCUUCCGCCCUCAGUCCGCUGCAAUGUUCAGGCUGACAAUUUUUCCUAUUUAACCCGCCAGGAGGACCCGGGAGGACCAAGAGUGCUCUUUCCUUUUCGGAUAUGACUUGGUGCUAAAAGAUGACUCUGGUAGGCGGCAUAUAUUACCCUACCCUAGAAAUGUUGGAUCAGUAUACGUUUCUGGGAAACUGCCCACCUACGCCCUCCCCAAAGACAACAUUAACACUUACUUCUCACUUGAGGCAAAAAAUGUUGGUUUAGGGGAGGGGUAGGUGGGCAGUUAUGGUCAUUUGAUUAUCAAACGUUUAAGAGCACCCCCAGAAGACGGGACAUAGUAGGCAGUUGUCUCUUGUUUUAAACGGUAAAUGGACAAAUAUUGUCUUUUCGAUCUUUUCCUUGUCUUGUCUAUUUAUUCUUUCAAACAAGGAACAACUGCAUUGCAUUAAACUCACUAUUGCUUUUGUGUUUGUGCUCAAAAAAGCCAUUUUAAUUUAAAGAUAAAAUCGCCCUUAGGUCAAUUUCUUGUUUUGCAUACUUUAAUGCCCGCUAAGCCAAUGAUCAUGGCGACGCUAUUAUAAGCGCUGUAAAACGUAUUCAACUGCAUCGAUCUUUCACAUAUCUCGAAUUCUUCAGUUGGUCAGAGUUAACUCAAUAUCAUGAACACGUGCAUAGAAGCGAAAUGUUUCGCUUUCCUUUUCAAUAUCAAAGAAAAAACAAAGCACACGUAACAAGGUCAAAAUUAGGAGUAAUUCAUCUCAACGACUAUUGAACAUCAAUUAGAUUAGUCAAGUUACUACAUCGUAAUUUGCGUGUGAAUACAAUAAGUGGAAUGGCUGACUACCCACCAUCUGUUAAGACCAACUGGGAAGCAAAACAACAAGUAGCUUUACCUCCUAGGCCUCGGGCUGACUCCAACUCAUCUUAUGUUGUCUUAAGUAAAACAGCAAAAGAUAAACACGGAGUUUAUUCUUCGAAAAGUAGCGCAAAAGAAAAGGAAAAACGGCGAAAAAAGCCGAAAUCUGUCACGGGAAACUACUCAAGGACCGUACGAACUUUGAAUGAUGGAUAUCAAAUCAAAAGCCAUCUCGAGCGCCAUGGCUGUUGUCACGGACUAUGCUACCAUCGUUUUCUUCAGUUUCUUGUUUUAUUCUUUUCUGUUGCUGCUUUGACUUUAGUCAUUCUUAUGGUCUUCGGCGUUUUGGGACCAGCCCAACGCUGUCGCGCUUGCAAUGAAACUGAAGGUAAGCUUACCGCUUCCGCAGUUGAAAGCGCCUCGUUUCUGAAAUGGAUGCCCCCAUUUAUUUCAAGCUUGGUAAUUCUGGUAUAAUUUGACUUAAAUAAUUAACUUCCUUUCACGGUAAUGAGCUGUGGGGCGCUGGAAAGCCCAUUUAAUAAUGUUUAGCAUCAUUUCACUGGUUCGUUUAACAAGUUAGCUUUCAGCCGUAUUCAGUUGCCCCAAAGGCUAUCAUUUGUUCAGUUCACCCUUGUUUUUUAUUUUCACAUUCUAAAGUUUGAAAAUAUCAUCUAAAGUUAUAAUAUUCUAAGAGGAAAAAGCUGACGGAAAUAAAUGGCUUUGUGGGGAAGUGUGUGGUGGUUAGAGGAGCGCACAUGACUCUCCAUCGAACCAACGAAUACAUGUAUUGAAUAUAUAGAUUGACGUGAAUUAUAAGUGGCAUGUUUUUUAUAUGGCUAAGUAUAAAAAUUAUUCUCGAUUCUUUGCCCACUUUUAAGAGUCAAACAGAAUUUGUUAGAUACUGUGUCUUUAACGGGAAAUAGCUGAAAGAAUGUGGGCUAUGUCUUAACCCUUAACUUAUACGUGUAGUUUCAAAAGACGUUUUCGAUAUUUUCAGCAUUUUCUGCAGUUUUAAUUUAUUUCAAUAUGGAACUCUACAGUUGCUCCUUGCUGUGCAUGUACUGCCAACGCUGUACUUGAUAAAGCGCGAGAAAACGUGGAUUGCAUAAACCCCCGGACUGGUUUCAAGACCCCAGUACACUCAUCGCCGGCUAGAACAAAUAGCAAAAUGUUGCCUUAAGCGAGGGGUAGGUGGGCAGUUUCCCAGAAACGUAUACUGAUCCAAAAAAUAAAUAGGCAAUUAAUAAAAUAAACAGUAAGGUCACUGUAAGAACUUAAAAGACUAAGGAUCGAUUUGAUUUUCAACUCUAGGAACUUCACCAAAAGUGGGUAGACAAUCUUCUGAAGACCAAAACAAACAGAAUGAAACAGAGACGUCUUCUAAAAAUACGUUUAACAUGGACUUCUCUCCAUUUUACGACAUCUUGGAGGAUUUGCAAGCUAAUAUUUCGUCUCUUCGUCAAGAAGCAGUAAGUCGACAACUGUGAAUUAUAUUUUUGACGGGUAUUUAGACUAGAGCAGAUUUCUUUAGGCUUUUAUCCACAAACUUUAAGUCAGAGUCACAUUAUUUGCCGGUCAAGACGUUAUUCGAAAGAAUUUGAGUGCAGGCAUACAACACUGAUGCUAAUAUGAUUUUGCACGAUAAUACUUCAAUGUGCGCCCAGCACUGGUUAAUAUUGCGAAUUAAUUCUCUCUCAGCCUACCAGGCUGCAUGAAUAUCCCUCGCAGUGAUGCAUUGCAUUGUUGCCGAGUGGCUUUCUGUACGUGAGAACCUUUGGUCCUCUUGUGUUUGUCGCUCGGUGACUGGUCGGGAUUGUUGUUCGUAGCUCGUUGCUGUAACAUGCUCUGCUCGGGUGCGAUAAUCCUGAGAAAUUGCUAGCAGUCCAAUUAGAAACUUUGGUUAAAAUAAUUAAUCUUUAAAUUAUCUUGCUCAACAAUCAGAGAUAUAAGCGAUAUUUGCUGAGAAAACAUUGGCCAUCAAAACCGGCGGAAUGAGUUAGUUGACGAGGGGUGGAAAGGUGUUGAUGGAGGUGGUAAAGUCGGAGUCUAUAUACUUUCUGCAUAAUAAAUAUGAUAUAGACGUUAUGAAACGCCUUAUUUGUUCCUCUGUUAAAAGUGGUAAACCAAUUUUUUUUUUCUGUGAAGGAAUCGCUACUUCAACAAUCAGAAGGGAACACGGAUACGCUUCUGGCAGCCAAAACAAAGUUCAAUUUCACAAGACACGAGAUUACACUGUUUUACAAUACGUUCUAUGCUGUGGUUAACAAUGUAAGCCUUGUUGUAUUUAGAUGACGCUUUGAGUUUAAAUUAUGCUAUCUAUAUUAUCGGUCUUCAGUGAAACAUUUUUGGUUUUCAAUUUGCUUGUCACUCUUAGAAGGAAUUCUAAUAUUCAGAUGCCUGUUAGAUCCUAAUACAUCCAAUCCUCACGUUUUAUCAGGGGCUUAGGAGAAUAUUUUCACAUGUAGCUGGUGCAAAAAGUGAACUUGCAAAUGUGCUGAAUUAAAAGUUUGCUAGUCGCUAAAAGUGCUCUCUAAUUUGUUUUUGGGUGUAUCUGUUUGCAGGUCAAUAAUUCUUUGCAGCAGUUUAGCCAUGACAAUGGGCCAGUGUCUGGUCAACUUCAAGCAUUAAAUACCACGUUUACAAACGAGGUACGUAAUACAUUAAGCUUAUCCAGUGACCUGAAUCGUAUGCAAAUGUUCUACCAAAGUCGGUUGCAUGCCGAAUUGCUGGUUUGUGAAAUAAAGUACAUGGAUUGAUUUGAGUCCAUUUAAUCUGAUCUUGCAGUUGGCAGAGAUGAAGCAAACUUAUCAGCAGUAUAAUGACAUCAUCGACGAUGCUAUCCAAAAUAUGAACAAUACUAUCGCUGAAAAGGUUGGUAGACUGAUCAGCUGUUAAAUUCGCCACUUUAAAAACGAGUGGGAAACUGGGACAAGAUUAUUUCCCGCAAAGACUUCUGGGGCUGUUACUAAGGACAGGGGGAAAAUUGGCCAAUAGUUGACAUGCGCGUCUCCGUUAACCAUCCCAGACACAAUUGCGGGGAUCAUUUCGGCUUCAGUUUCCGUCUCGUUUCCAAAGUGGCAAAUUGGAAGUUAAAGGGAAUAUAUCACGGCAUUUUAGAGGCCAAUAUUCAAUAUUGGCCAGCUAUAUUAAUAUAGCUGGUGGUUUCAGUCGGGAUCAUUAACUUGGGAAGUAGCGCUUUUUGUUUAAGGAUUCGCCGCGCUGAAGCCGACAGUGUUCGGCCAAACAACAUUUCAAGGCAAUGUUUCAUAUCAAUCACGAUUUUUUAAAAACAUUGUUUUUCUAGGUAUCAAUUAGAAUUGCUGAACCUGGGCCAACUGGCGAGAAAGGACAAAACGGUUUCAGAGGUCCAAGAGGAGAUACGGGACCCGCCGGGCCAAAGGGCCCCAUGGGGAUACAAGGAAUCACCGGAGCAAAAGGGGACAAAGGAAUGAAAGGAGAUCCAGGCUUUCCAGGCAAAAAGGGCAGCAAGGGAGCGACCGGGGAUAAGGGAAUCAAGGGACCGCAGGGCGACACGGGUCCUCAAGGAAUUCAAGGAGAUACCGGUGAUCCAGGACCAAGAGGGAUCGGAAACUUCAGUUGGUGCCAGCCUAAAAUAAUUGAGCAAACAUCACCUGCUAGCAUUCCUGAUACUCAGGUAAUAUAGUUUACGAGCGUGUAAUAUCUGUAUUCUUAAGCAAUACUUGCUCACUAAAUUUUAGUUUCAAUUUUUCUAACCGAUGUUGGUCAGUCCAAGCUCAUACUGCAUAGCCUGCUUGCAAGCUCUCCGGUGGUUCCGGGGGGAAAGAGGGGACUCCAGACCCCAGACCCUGAUACCAAAAGCAGAGAUGCUAUAUGUGCAUGCCUUACAGCUGAAUUAUCUUUAACAGUAUAUUUUUCAUUUUUUAAAUUUUCACAGAAUACAAAGGUCAUUGGAGCAUAUUGCACAACAACUACUGCUGAUGCAGAAUCUAACUUGCAAGUACUAAUACAAUCGCCGCCAAAUCACAAUAGAUAUUCAUGCGUUUGUAAGAGCUCUGGAGGGAACCCACACUGUGCACUGCAUUACUGGGAGUGCCCCAUUCAUGCUCCAUAGCCAUUAUUAUUUACCUGAACUGGCACGAAUCAAGUCUUACCUACAGUCAACCACUACUGAAAAAUACCUGGAAAAACACAACAAAAAACUGCGGCCCCCUUUUAUUUCUGAUCACUACCAAAAGGAGACCUAUCCCGUAAGUGGACGUGAUCUCUUGAAUGGAUGUGUUCUUAAGUGGACAGUAUAGCAUAGUAAUAAUUAUAAAUCCACCACAAUAAAGACGUGUCAAUAUUUAUAUUUGGACAAAAAUGGAUUGUAACAUAUGAAUGGCACAGUUAGACUAGCCAAGAAGAGUAGUUCUUUCGUUAUAUACGUAAGUAAUUUCCUUACCUCAAAUUGUUUAACUUACUCGCCCCACGACGUCCUAGUGGUCUAUCCAACCUCCCAUCAAAGCUCAUUGAAGCAUAUUGCACAACAACUGAUGCUGGUGCAGAAUCUUAUAACGUGCAAGUACGAAUACAAUCGCCGCCGAAUCACAAUGUACACUCAUGCAAGUGCACUGCAUUACUGGGCAUGCCCGACUCAUGCUCCAUAGGCAUGAUCUGUACCUGAACUGGCAUGUUUCGUUUCUCUUUGAAUUAGUCUUAAUUACAGUCAACCUCUGUUAAAAAAUACCUCCCCUAAACGGACAACAAAAACUUUGGUCCCCUGUAAUCUCAUAAACGGACGUGUUCGUAAGUGGGCAGUAUAAUAUAUCAAUAAUAAAUCCACCACAAUCAAAAAGUGCUAAUAUUUAUAUUGGGCAAAAAAAGGAUUGUAACAUGUGAAUAGCACAGUUAUAUUAGUAAAGGCGUACUUACUUUCUUUGUAUCAAAUUAUUCUAUCUACCCCUCGAGGUCUUGGAGGUCUAUCCAACCUCCCAUCAGAGGACACCUGCGUCUGGUCCCGAAGGAUUUCCCUAGUGUGCCCACCUGCGAGGGCUAAACUGUAACUGCUCAUUUCUUCACGGCAAGCUCGUCCCCUACGCUUUUCCCUUCGGAGAUAAGGGAUCAGCCCAGGAUACAAGGCGUUUCCCAAUUACCAAUGCCAGAAUGUAGUUUAAAAAAAGGAGCAUAAUUACACAAUAAUAAUAAUGUUACAUAGUCCAUUUAUAUCUUUACGUAUGCGAACUUCUGGAGCUGAGCCAUAGAAAAGGUGAUUCAACGGAUUACAACGGAUUUUUUAUAUUUAAUAUUGUCUACGACGUUUCUUUCGUAGUUGAAGAGGACUUGCUUCAAUUUAUUGAAUUUUUACCUAGUGUACAGUCGCUGUCGGUAGCUGUUUUGAGGUUAAUGAAUUUAAACUUCUCAUUUUUUAUAUUUUCUUAUUUUUUAAAAUAAGAAAAUAAUUAACUAAAAUAAUUAAGUUAAUUAAAAUAAUCUUGUAUUAGGUACUAAGACCGUAUCUAUAGCUAGGUCUACAAGUUAAUUGGAAGUGAAUAAAAUGGCAGUCCAAUUAAAGACAAUAAUCAUCAAAGGUAAAAACGUGAAGGGGGCAAACAGUCUGAAGCGAGAGUGAAGAACGAAGAAUGAGACUGAGGAGAGAAGCGAAAAAUACGCGCGCGAACAAGGCAGGUACCCACCCCUCCCCUCAAACAAAUCUUUACCCAAUUUUGCUUGAGGGGAGGGGGCGGCUAUACACAGCCUACUUCCAAGGAUAUUCCCUAUAUAGAGAAAAGCUUACUUGCAAGAUUGCACACAGGCAAUGUAUGCCGGUAGUGAAGAUCAGAAUGAUUUUGUAAUCAAAAGUGCAAAAGUACCCCGGUAGAAUUCUUUUAAAAAAAACAUUAUGUACGCCACUAAGUACGUGGAAAGGUUUUGCUUAGCCUUGCUUUACAUAAUUGACAAUCGAUUACGACCUAUACGGUUUUCGCUCAAUGCGGGCGAUGGUUCAUUACGUCUUAGUUCUAAGUUUUGACCAAUAAGGCCAUUUCAUGGCACAUGAAGUCAAUCAUCACGGACGAUCGAGCUUUCAUUUCCUAUUCGGGCAAGGUCAGCAUAAUACGAAUUAUUUACAUCGCACAGCUGGAAUGUCUAGUUGCUUUUCAAGGUUGAAGGGUUUUAGCCUUAAUACGUCUCAGCUAGACAAUAAUGGCGACCAGAAAGGUAUAUCCAACAAGCUACGUGCUUGAGAACGCGGACGACAAGGACGAAACAAAUGAAAGAUCCGCUUCUAGAGUUGGUAAAAGUUUAGACGAAGAUGAACCCGACGAAGAAGCAGCAAGUAUCGCGACACGUGCACACAGAAAGAGAGUUGAAGCUGGGCUUCAAACUGCCAAUGCAAAACGUGAAUUCUUUCUUAAACGGCUUGUAAUCGCCUUAAUACUGCUAGUAAUUUUACUAGUAGUUGUCGUGGUAUCCUUGGUGAUAGCUCUCGUAAAAUCCAAAUGUAAAGAAUCGGAACCAGAAACAGGGACUGAUAAUCAACAAGGUAAAUGUCAAGUAAAUAUUCGACUCCAUGCAAACGUUACACUCUAGCUAUUGUUUAACAGUUGUCGGCAUAAGCUCGCAUAACUAAGCCAUCAAAGAAGUCAUGCAUCGAGGAACUCUUGGUUACCUUUCGUAUCAUUCUCUUACGGAACCAUAAGUGGUAGAGUUUACGAUAUUCAUUUUUAUUAAAAUCCAGCUAGUGGUCUAUUAUCAAUGCUACGUUCUGAUUGGUUGAGCCACUACUAGGCUAUAUGUUACAGCCCACUAGUAGCGAAAAGCGCCGGCUUUGAAAACCAAAACAGUGGCGACUGAAUCGCGUUUUGCUAGCUAAAGUUGUUUUGUCUCGAUAUUUUUGACCAACUUAAGCUGGAUUUUACUAGACAAUUAUUCCUCUCGCCCUCAUGGCCUCUCUGAGUCAAUAGCCCAUUCGGCCUUCGGCCUUUGUUAUAUGGCUAACUUCAUUAAUUAUGUGAAAGCUAAAGUGCUAAGCAUAAAGGAGACUGAUGUCUUCUUUUUAGCUUCAUUUGAAAAGCUGCAGGGAACCGCUCCCGGUGAUGAGACACUGGAUAGACUAAACGCCCUGGAAGUGAAUAUGACACGCCUAAAGCAAGAUCUGGUACGUUCGUCUUUUGAAGUAUCUGACUUUAAUGUUGCUCGUUAGUCAUUUAAGGGUUAGAGACUUCUUUUCUGUGAUUUAACCCCAAAUGAACCAAACGCACCGAGGCUUAGCUGUGUAAGACAAAGCCGGCCGGCAGUUCCUAAAGAAUAACGCUGCCACACUGUUCAUAGCCUGCGUAGCAUGGCGGUUUUGUAGGGAGCACGACUGAGCUGCAAAGUUGCAAAAACGCCCGCAAAGCGCGCGCCAACGACCCAAUCUCCUCACGGUUUCUCUGUCCUCGCAGGCCUUUUUUUUACUUUGCGCACCCAACCAAAACCGCCAUGCAACGCAGGCUACACUGUUCAAGAAACCUAAGGACCAAAAAAGUUAUGUAGUUAAGACGCUCUUUCGCAGUUUUAAACAUUGUAGCAAAAAAGCGUUUUCCAUCUUUCUAUGCAUAUAUAAGUAUUUGCCGACCGGUACAGAGAGGCUUUUUUUUCACCAAAUCUCCCUUCUAGGUCAAAGGAAAGAGCCAUGACGUAGAUGGUCACACCAUGUUAAUCUUCCAUAUAGAUAGCAAUUAAAUCUUUACAAUUGAUCCUUAGGUUCAUAAUUUGAAUGUCAGUUAUCAGCUAUCACUGUUCCUUGUCUCCUCAAACUAGGAAGAAAAAGCAAGAGAUUUAAUUUUUCCUCGUCAGUGCUUUCUACGAUCUUUUGAAGCAAAGUGUAAAGAAACUGAUGAAUUAGAGCUUAAGGUACAAAAGUACUUUUAAAUAACUUUUACUUUCGAUGUUAUAACUAAUGUUUUGCAUUGGAAGGUUCAGAAUUAAACCGCAAAGCUUUAUCACAUUACUUUGCACACUGCACUCUGCGCACUAAGUAACCAUUCCAUGCUUUUGCCGACUCUCGCCCAUACAUAUUUACUGCACGAAGUCUGAAAAUAAACCUAACUACCGUAGGUUUUAUGUAUAUAAAAAAGGAUUUUUUGCUCUCCAAAACAAGCAAAUUCGUACCCCUGUUCUGUUUGUUUGCUUUUUGCGCCACUUGGGCGGCCUUUCGGAAAGAUAAACCCAAAUAGAUAGACUGCGUUUCGCCUCUACAGGAUGAAUUUAGAUUUGCAUUUUACUGAAAGUUCGGAUUAAAGCAGGUAUUUUUCGUUUUUCGUUUGGUACUCUUCCAUAAAUUUUAGCGCAACUUCUGCGAAACACUCACAGAGAUUAUUGCUUAAAAAUGCCGACAACCAGUCACUUAAUCCUUUCAGCCCUAAGAGUAAUUGGAGUGGCAACACGUGAAUUAAGGACAUGUCCACACAGAUGAGUUUAACAGAUACUUUAUCAUCUUCUCCCCACUGCUUCUAAAGAAAAUGUACAGGUCGCAACAAUAAAUGAGGAAUUUACUUUUGAAACUGUGGUUGGUUGUAAUAAAUGCGACUUCAUUUUCCGUAACUAUAGGAACCGGCUGUCACCCAAAUUUGCAAGAAUGUGUCUUAGAAAUGAACAGAUAGUGAAAGAUACCAAUGCUGGCUUAAAAUCAUUUUAAAACCUCCGAGAAAAAAGUCACUUAUUGGGCUUCCAAUAUCUCUUCCCGUGUUGCUAGGUCUGAAGGUUAACAGUCCUUUUCAAAUUGUCAUCUGUCAUGCUGUUAUUGGAUGGUGCAACGGUCAAUAAUCUCCUUAAUAUGGUAUAUUUCAGAUGGAGAAUAUCCUCAAGAUCGUCAACGCAUCUUCAAGUACUAUUAAUUCAACUCUCCUCCAAGAGUUGAUCUCAGUGGGAACAGAUUUUGAAUCAAAGGUUAGUGUUCCUACAAAGAACAAUCUGUCUGACUUUCCUUACUCACGUCGAAAAAUGCUUAACUAUCUUCGAUCUCAAUGGAACAGACUUUCCGGGAAUAAUGGAGCACAACACUGAAAACAAACAAGUUUUUAAUAAAAAGAAAAAAGGAAAAACUCAAUCUUCGGAAGGCGAGGCCGGUUUGGCUCUUUUAGAAAAGUGAUAAAGGAGGUGAACUCAAAAUGGUCGAGAAACAACCCGUCAACGCGUGUUUAGAGCGCACUGGAUUCCAACACGGGACUGUCAUCAUAUACUGUACAAGUAAAUGAAUAUAUACAUAUUAUUAUUAUUAUUAUUAUUAUUAUUAUCAUUAUUAUUCUUAUUAUUAUUAUUAUCAUCACAUAGUCAUAUAAUGUUACCGUACGAUGUUGUUGCUUUUCUGUUUUUGCUUACAAAUAUAUCACGUAUGUAGACACAGAACAUCAGUCAAAGGCUUGAAGCGGCUGUAACUACUAUCAAUAGAAGUUUCUUUCAAGAGUUGUCUACUUUGAGAACAACUUUAAGCUCAAAGGUAAGUUUUGCUUUUUACUAUGACUUACUAUUUGUGGCAAGAAUUAAAGCUCGGCCGAUAGGUAGUUCAAAGCCUGUUUUUUACCGUUAGUUCUAAAGACGUGAACAUUUCAAAGUCAGCGCGAGCACUGUGUAUAUGUUUACUUAUCCAGGUGCAUGAACGGCGGUAUAACUGUAGCUACAGCUAAUGGUGCGGUAGGAUGAUAGGCUUAAAAUGUGAGAGAGAGAUGGCUGAGCAACACCUAGUAGCUGGCAUGAGUUACUGACUCCACAGUUGCAGUUGCUUCUCGUCCCAUGUAAUGGAAUCCGGACUUCGGAAUCCGAGAAAUUUUUCCUUGUGGAAUCCGGAAUCCCGUAGAAUUUUGGUCAUGGAAUCCGGAAUAGGGGGUUUUGGAAUCCGGAAUACAGCUCAAGGCAUCCGGAAUCCUAUUAAAGAUUGGAAUUAGGAGUCCAAGUUCUACUGACAAAUACUGGAAUCCAGUACCUGGAAUCCUCAAUCUACAGCGUGGAAUCCAGAAUCCAAGACUGUCUUGGAUUCCCUUACAUGGGGCGAUGAUUCAUUUAACCGAAGCAGAUUUCUGUCAGUAAGCUUAAGCAAACUAAAACUGCGGCACACUUUCAGCAUAGCAAAGGAUGUCUAGUUAUGGAAAGGGCUGGCUUUGAAUGUGCAAAAAUAAGAAGGUGUAAAAACACAGUAGUCAUCUUUAAGAGAAAGAAUAUCAUAUAACUCGUGUGUAUACACUGGCAUUAGAAUAAAAAAAAUAGCCGGCGAUAUUGUGAGUCUUAACGAGGUGCGUUUUGUAAAUGUAGGCGUGAUGAAAUACAUGUAUACAUGAGCACAGGCUCUGAGCAUGUGUCGCCACAGCUUUACCAGGAAAAACCUACGCUCUAGAUGUACGUCCAAAGUCAAUGGCGGUAAAUUAAUUUUUCAAAAGGCUUAUUAUAAGUUUUCUGUUGGUGCAUUCUUCCUAGAUCCAAAACAUCAAUGACGUGCAAGGUCCUCCGGGCCUUCCAGGCUCUCCAAGUUUAAAUGGAUCUAAAGGUGACACAGGUCAACAAGGAGCCCAAGGACCAAUGGGAGAGCAGGGUCUUCAGGGGGAUAAAGGAGAACCUGGAGAUAAAGGUGAUAGAGGAGCCAAUGGCACUGAUGGUUCUGCUGGACAAAAGGGUGAAAUAGGUCCUCCGGGGACUAGGGGAGAACCUGGAGUCAAAGGUGAUAGAGGAACUAAUGGGACUGAUGGUGUUACAGGACAGAAGGGUGAUAAAGGUCUUCCCGGGAGCAAAGGAGAGACUGGUGUCAAAGGUGAUGCUGGGAUAAAUGGUACCGAUGGUGCUAAUGGAACAAAGGGAGAUCAGGGUGUUCGAGGGGAGAAGGGAGAUUCUGGCGUGAAAGGUGAGGCAGGCGUAAAUGGAACCGAUGGUGCUGUUGGACAAAAGGGUGAUACAGGAGUUCAAGGUGACAAAGGAGAACCAGGGAAUCAAGGACCGCAAGGAAUUCAAGGCGAUACCGGUGGUCCAGGACCAAGAGGGAUCGGUAACUUCAGUUGCUGCCAGCCUAAAAUAAUUGAGCAAACACCACCUGUUACCAUUGCUGAUACUCAGGUAAUAUAGUUUAAAGCGUGUAAUAUCUGUAUUCUUAAGCAAGGAUUGCUCAUUAAAUUUUAGUUUUAAUUUUUCUAACCGAGUCUAAGUCUAAGUCUAAGCUCAUACUACAUAGCCUGCUAGCAAGCUCACUAGUGGUUCCGGGGGGAAAGAGCAGACUCUAGACUCCAGACCCUGAUACCAAAAGCAGAGAUGCUAUGUGCAUGCCUUACAGGUGAAUUAACUUAACGGUAUAUUUUUCAUUUUUUUUUUAUUUUCACAGAAUACAAAGUUCAUUGGAGCAUACUGCACAACAACUGAUGCUGAUGCAGAAUCUAACUUGCAAGUACUAAUACAAUCGCCGCCAAAUCACAAUAUAUAUUCAUGCGUUUGUAGAAGCUCUGGAGGGAACCCACACUGUGCACUGCAUUACUGGGCGUGCCCCAUUCACGCUCCAUAGCCAUUAUUAUUUACCUGAACUGGCACGUAUCAAGUCUUACCUACAGUCAACCUCUACUGAAAAAUACCUGGAAAAACACAAUAAAAAACUGCGGCCCCUUUUAUUUCUGAGACAUAUCCCAUAAGUGGACGUGAUCUCUUGAAUGGACGUGUUCUUAAGUGGACAGUAUAGCAUAGUAAUAAUUAUAAAUUCACCACAAGAAAGACGUGUCAAUAUUUAUAUUUGGACAAAAAUGGAUUGUAACAUAUGAAUGCCUCAGUAGCCAAGAAGUGUAGUUCUUUCGUUAUAUACGUAAGUAAUUUCUUUACAUCAAAUUGUUUAAGUUAGUAAUACUCGCCCCAUGACAUUCUAGUGGUCUACCCUACGUCCCAUCAAAGGUCAUUGGAGCAUAUUGCACAACAACUGAUGCUGGUGCAGAAUCUAAUAACUUGCAAGUACGAAUACAAUCGCCCCCAAAUCACAAUAUAUACUCAUGCAAGUGUGAGAAAACUGAAGUCUUAAUCCACCCUGUACACUGCAUUACUGGGCAUGCCCGACUCAUGCUCCAUAGGCAUGAUCUUUACCUGAACUGGCAUGUUUCGUUUCUCUUUGAAUUAGUCUUAAUUACAGUCAACCUCUCUUAAAAAAUACCUCCCCUAAACGGACAGCAAAAAACUUCGGUCCCCUGUAAUCUCAUAAACGGACGUGUUCGUAAGAGGGCAGUAUAAUAUAUCAAUAAUAAAUCCACCACAAUCAAAAACUGCUAAUAUUUAUAUUGGGCAAAAAAAGGAUUGUAAUAUGUGAAUAGCACAGUUGUAUUAGUAAAGGCGUACUUACUUUCUUUGUAUCAACUUAUUCUAUCUACCCCUCGAGGUCUUGGAGGUCUAUCCAACCUCCCAUCAGAGGACACCUGCGUCUGGUCCCGAAGGAUUUCCCUAGUGUGCCCACCUGCGAGGGCUAAACUGUAACUGCUCAUUUCUUCACGGCAAGCUCGUCCCCUACGCUUUUCCCUUCGGAGAUAAGGGAUCAGCCCAGGAUACAAGGCGUUUCCCAAUUACCAAUGCCAGAAUGUAGUUUAAAAAAAGGAGCAUAAUUACACAAUAAUAAUAAUAUUACAUAGUCCAUUUAUAUCUUUACGUAUGCGAACUUCUGGAGCUGAGCCAUAGAAAAGGUGAUUCAACGGAUUACAACGAAUUUUUUACAUUUAUUAUUGCCUACGACGUUUCUUUCGUAGUUGAAGAGGACUUGCUUCAAUUUAUAGAAUUUUUACCUGGUGUACAGUUGCUGUCAGUAGCUGUUUUAUGGUCAAUGAAUUUAAACGUUCAUAUUUUAUAUUUUCUUAUUUUUUUAAAAAAAUAAGAAAAUAAUUAAUUAAAAUAAUUACGUUAAUUAAAAUAAUCUUGUAUUAGGUCGUACUGAGACCGUAUCUACAGCUAGGUCUACAAGUUAAUUGGAAGUUAAUAAAAUGGC